AUGUGCCACAAGUUGGUGAACGACUCUUGCGGAAUGCGCAAUGCGCGGCUUCACGCGUGGACCCACUCUAAGAAAGAGUACACCUGCAAGUACUGUAAGGAGAAAUGUGAUUCGUUCUUUGAGAUGCAAGUUCACUACAAAAAUAUUCAUUUCAAAGUACACCGGAUGAUGGGACCUCGUGAAAAGCCAAUCACCCAUGAUCCCAAACUGCAGCAGCUCAUGUACCAGUGUUAUGGAGAACAACUCUGUCGUUUUGCGUACGCUGGGGAGAGAAUUUGCAUGCUUUUCCGGGAAGGACAGAGAAACGACAAGGGUUCGGAUGCCAAUUCAAAGAAUGAAUCGCUUGAUUGA
Messenger RNA from Caenorhabditis briggsae, 351 nucleotides. The coding region runs from base 1 to 351 and encodes 116 amino acids. The record is from RefSeq and is a predicted model, not a curated record. The transcript has 3 exons. Lineage: Eukaryota; Metazoa; Nematoda; Chromadorea; Rhabditida; Rhabditidae.